AUGUCUUUUAACAAAAAUGUUGGAAACAAAUCUGGGAUGGUGGAAUUUGUAGGCCCUAAUGGGGAGGUUUUCAUCUGUAGAAGUGAUGUGGAGAUUAGUUUGUCUCACCAAGAUGCAUUGAUUGAACUUGGUUGCUGUUGUAAGAAUGACCUUGCUUUAGUACACUAUGCUUGUGCACUCAAGUGGUUUAUUAAUCAUGGAUCAACAAUUUGUGAAAUAUGUGGACACAUAGCCAAUAAUAUCAGAAUCUCUGACUUCAACAAGGUUGUUGGUUCUGUGAAAGAAUAUGAAUCCUUGAGGGAGAGAACUGUCAGUGGGGAUCCUGGUCCUCAUGUUCAUGCAAAUAAUAAUACUGGCGUUGAUCCUGACGCUGUGGCUGCUAUCCGGAGGCAAAGGCUAAGUGAGAUUGCAUUAUGGUUUUGUCCUCAUAAUACCAGUAGUAUAAACAACAAUAGCAUUGCCGACACAGUUUCACAGCCUUCAAAUUUUGUUACUGAAGAUGCUGGCCCUGCACAGAGUCCUGCAACCAAGUGGGCCGUGGAAGGCACAGGGAUCCUGCUUGCUACUGGCCUGCUUACAAUCACCCUUGCGUGGCUGAUAGCUCCUCGAGUUGGAAAGAUACAUAAGAUUUAA
This is a messenger RNA of Arachis stenosperma, 633 nucleotides long. RefSeq lists its product as uncharacterized. The transcript has 2 exons. Lineage: Eukaryota; Viridiplantae; Streptophyta; Magnoliopsida; Fabales; Fabaceae. The record is from RefSeq and is a predicted model, not a curated record. The coding region runs from base 1 to 633 and encodes 210 amino acids. Gene Ontology annotation, molecular function: zinc ion binding.